This is a messenger RNA of Humulus lupulus (European hop), 1983 nucleotides long. RefSeq names its product plant intracellular Ras-group-related LRR protein 9-like. Gene Ontology annotation, molecular function: protein binding. The record is from RefSeq and is a predicted model, not a curated record. The transcript has 3 exons. Bases 113 to 1687 code for a protein of 524 amino acids. NCBI's taxonomy places the organism in Eukaryota, Viridiplantae, Streptophyta, Magnoliopsida, Rosales, Cannabaceae.
AACCAAGAAGAAAAACUCUCAUUUCCCGAUACCAACAAACUCAGUCAGUCAGUCUUUUAAUCAAACACAAGAAGUUCAAGAACAGCACCUGAUCCGAACUGUAUCCGGAAACAUGGAUCCGAACCCGAAAACAUUCCCUAUUCUCUCCUACAUCAUGGGCCGGAUCCCCACCUUCGGCCCCAAACCCGAUUCUCCUCCGGCCGACAUCGAGCAGCCUUCGCCUCCGCCGGUCGGAGCCCAAUCCGAUCCAUCCUCUUCUUCGGGGGGAGGUCAGUACCAGAUAGUUGAGCACAUGCCGCGUUUGACCGACCCGAAGCUUAUCGAGGCCAUGACCCGUGCUGUGUCCGAUGUGUCCCAGACCCGAUCCGUUCUCAAAACUAUCGGCGACCGGCCUGAUCACGAGGCCGUUGACGCUGCUAAGGUCAAGCUGGCUGACAUCGAAGCGAGCCUGGCGAAGCAGCUGGAGGACUUGGUUCUCUCUCCGCGGCCGGCCGAGGUCGACCGGCUCCAAUGGCGGUCCCAUCUGGCUGAUAAGGAGAAUGAGUGUAGGAAAGAGUCGGAGAAGGAAAAGCAGAUGUAUAAGGCGAUAAUCCAGUUGGAUGAGAUGCAUGACGCGUACGAGAAGCUUUUGAAGGACGCUGAAGAGAGGUUGGAGAAGAUUUAUGAGUUGGCGGAGGCCCGUGGUCCGGUAGAGGAGGCGGAUGCGAGUGAAGAGGAUCCGGUGACUGAAGAUGUGAACGAGGAGGUGGUUGGGAUUCUACAGGAGGCUUCCGGAACUGGGUUGGAGCGCGUGGACCUCUCCGGUCGGCAGUUGAGGUUUUUGCCAGAGGCCUUUGGGCGAAUUCGUAGCUUGGUUGUACUCGAUAUCUCAAGCAAUCAACUUGAGAUCAUUCCUGAUUCAAUAGCUGGAUUGGAGAACCUUGAGGAGUUGAAUGCUUCUUCUAAUCUUUUGGAGUCACUGCCAGACUCGAUUGGCUUGUUACAGAGAUUGAAAAUUCUGAAUGUCUCAGGAAACAAGCUAUGUGCCCUUCCUGACACCAUUGCUCACUGCAGGUCAUUGGUUGAGCUGGAUGCGAGCUUCAACAGCCUGACAUACUUGCCAACAAACAUUGGUUAUGAGUUGGUUAAUCUUGAAAGACUUUCAAUCCAAUUAAAUAAGAUUCGUUCACUUCCGACUUCUGUUUGCGAGAUGAGAUCUUUGCGCUGUUUGGAUGCUCACUUCAACGAGAUUCGUGGCCUUCCACUAGCAAUUGGGAAGUUAACCAGACUUGAAGUUCUCAACCUGAGCAGUAAUUUUAGUGACUUGACAGAACUUCCAGAAACGUUUGGUGAUCUAACCAACCUUAAGGAACUUGAUCUCAGCAACAACCAAAUCCAUGCACUUCCCGAUACAUUUGGCAGGCUUGACAACUUGACCAAACUCAACUUGGAGCAGAAUCCCCUAGUGAUUCCGCCAAUGGAGGUAGUGCACGAAGGGGUUGAAGCUGUCAAACUUUUUAUGGCUAAGAGAUGGCUUGAGAUACUAGUGGAAGAAGAAAGGAAAAGUAUGCUUGAAGUACAAGAACAAGCACAAGCUGGAUGGUUGACUCGCAGCACUUCCUGGUUGAAAACUUAUGCUUCAGGUGUUUCCGAGUAUAUAACAUCUCCAAGAACUCCCAAGGACCCCUAUCUUGAUCAGCAGCUGUAAGUUGAUGUCUCCAGGAUAUUUGUUGUUUAGUUUGCACUUUCACUUGCUGCCAUGAUCCAGUUAUUGAAUAUGGAGGACUGCUUUCUUCUGCAAUACUAGGCUUGCCUCCUUCAUCUCCCUCUCUCUCUCUCCCCUUUCCCAUCUUCCACUAAUACUUUUUAAAUUUGUGUUUUGGUUUUGUUAAACUUUUGGGUGUAACGUGUAAGUUUUGCUGUUGUAGUUGAACACUUACAGUUGUAAGUCCAAAUAAAUUUGGAUAUUCCAAUUUUGUAAUCAAUAAUGUUGCAAUUUUUGUC